CUUUAUAUAUGUACUAAUCACAUCCACCAGUACUAAGCAAAACGCAAAAACCAAAGAUGGGUGAGAUGAUCAAAGCCAGACGCAUACUCCUCUUCUCCAUCGUAUUCCUCUUCUUCUUCUCUCAGGCCCUUCUUUUGUGUUCAGCUAAUGAGCAUGGCUCAAGAAAUCUCGCAGUGGUGAUGAAGAAAAGGGUGAAAUACAGAGGACCUCGCAACACAACAACCUCCGCAGCUUCCGCUAUGAUGUUCCCAAGUUCCUUCUCUAUUGGUGCUGCUUCUUCUUUCCUCCUCGCUCUUCUUUUGUAAGCUCCGUGAUUGUAUUGUUUCCACGAUGAUUCAUGUAAUUUGCUUUUCUCAAUUGAAUUGAUCUUGUAAAAAAAUUCUCAAAUGGUCUUAAACUCUGUUUGUAAAUUAUUUGCUCUGUUUCAAAAUUGUGAAAGUUGCUUUUCCUUUUUGUACGCUAACACACACAAAAAAGCUAGGUUUUACGAUC
Arabidopsis lyrata subsp. lyrata is the source of this 492-nucleotide messenger RNA. RefSeq lists its product as uncharacterized. The coding region runs from base 57 to 305 and encodes 82 amino acids. The transcript has a single exon. NCBI's taxonomy places the organism in Eukaryota, Viridiplantae, Streptophyta, Magnoliopsida, Brassicales, Brassicaceae. The record is from RefSeq and is a predicted model, not a curated record.